This is a messenger RNA of Drosophila melanogaster (fruit fly), 9166 nucleotides long. It is a transcript of the gene Myc, whose product is annotated as Myc. Gene Ontology annotation, molecular function: protein dimerization activity. The transcript is spliced from 3 exons. The record is from RefSeq and is marked reviewed. Gene Ontology annotation, cellular component: nucleus; cytoplasm; nucleolus. Lineage: Eukaryota; Metazoa; Arthropoda; Insecta; Diptera; Drosophilidae. Bases 628 to 2781 code for a protein of 717 amino acids.
ACGGGCACUAUUUCUGUGGCGUCGCGUGUUCAGUUCACCGCGGGUAAUUCAGAGAAUCGCUUUGUGGAUUGGAUUUUUGCCUGUUUUCCGCCCGAUACAAAAAAAAAAAACCAAACGCUAUAUAAAUAGUUCUGUAGUAAAACCUGAAGCAACACGUUUUAAAAUAUACAACUACUACUAACAACUGUCACAGCCAAGUUACAAAAGUGCUAAAUCCCAGAAAUAACCUAAGAGCCGACUUAAAACCGCGCAAAUACAUAAAAAAAAAUCUUCUCCAAAGCAGAAACAAAAACUUGUGAAAAACUAGAAUUAAAAAAAGAUUUUUUAAAAAAAAUCAGCUAGUGCAAAAUAAACGGGAAGAAUUUUUUUUUGUGUCCCUUUUUUUGGUGUUUUUUCUCCGUCUUUCCCCUUCUUUGACGCAAAAAAAAAAGUGCCCAACUUGCUGGCGGCACGGGAACGGGAUAGAAAUAGAUAUAGCCGAAAGCGACUGGAAAGCAAAGGAAGCUAACUAAAUUGGAUUACAAUCAAUUAAAUAGAGACGGAUACGGAAACUAUGUUCAGCGAGGCAUAUAACUCAGGAACUUAAGAUAUAUAGAAAGAAAAAAAAACCCAGACAACAUAAUCGCAAUGGCCCUUUACCGCUCUGAUCCGUAUUCCAUAAUGGACGACCAACUUUUUUCAAAUAUUUCAAUAUUCGAUAUGGAUAAUGAUCUGUACGAUAUGGACAAACUCCUUUCGUCGUCCACCAUUCAGAGUGAUCUCGAGAAGAUCGAGGACAUGGAAAGUGUAUUUCAAGACUAUGACUUAGAGGAGGAUAUGAAGCCAGAGAUCCGCAACAUCGACUGCAUGUGGCCGGCGAUGUCCAGCUGUUUGACCAGCGGUAACGGUAAUGGAAUAGAGAGCGGAAACAGUGCAGCCUCGUCGUACAGCGAAACCGGUGCCGUAUCCCUGGCGAUGGUUUCCGGCUCUACGAAUCUCUACAGCGCGUAUCAACGAUCGCAGACGACAGAUAACACCCAGUCAAAUCAACAGCAUGUCGUCAACAGUGCCGAGAACAUGCCGGUGAUCAUCAAGAAGGAGCUCGCAGAUCUGGACUACACGGUCUGUCAGAAGCGCCUCCGUUUGAGCGGCGGUGACAAGAAGUCACAGAUCCAGGACGAGGUCCAUUUAAUACCGCCCGGCGGAAGUUUGCUCCGCAAGCGGAACAACCAGGACAUUAUCCGCAAAUCGGGCGAAUUGAGCGGCAGCGAUAGCAUAAAAUACCAGAGACCAGACACACCUCACAGUCUUACCGACGAGGUGGCCGCCUCAGAGUUUAGACAUAACGUCGACUUGCGUGCCUGCGUGAUGGGCAGCAAUAAUAUCUCGCUGACCGGCAAUGAUAGCGAUGUCAACUACAUUAAGCAAAUCAGCAGGGAGCUUCAGAAUACCGGCAAGGAUCCGUUGCCGGUGCGUUACAUCCCGCCGAUCAACGAUGUCCUCGAUGUGCUCAACCAGCAUUCCAAUUCGACGGGUGGCCAACAGCAGUUGAACCAACAGCAACUGGACGAGCAACAACAGGCCAUCGAUAUAGCCACUGGACGCAACACAGUGGAUUCUCCGCCGACGACCGGCUCUGAUAGUGACUCCGAUGACGGUGAACCCCUCAACUUUGACCUGCGCCAUCAUCGCACUAGCAAAAGCGGCAGCAAUGCCAGCAUCACCACCAACAACAACAACAGCAACAACAAAAACAACAAAUUGAAGAACAACAGCAACGGCAUGCUGCACAUGAUGCACAUCACCGAUCACAGCUACACGCGCUGCAACGAUAUGGUGGACGAUGGUCCCAAUUUGGAGACCCCCUCAGAUUCCGAUGAGGAAAUCGAUGUCGUUUCAUAUACGGACAAGAAGCUACCCACAAAUCCCUCGUGCCACUUGAUGGGCGCCCUACAGUUCCAGAUGGCCCAUAAGAUCUCGAUUGAUCACAUGAAGCAAAAACCGCGCUACAAUAACUUCAAUCUGCCGUACACACCGGCCAGCAGCAGUCCAGUGAAAUCGGUGGCCAACUCGCGUUAUCCAUCACCGUCGAGCACACCGUAUCAGAACUGCUCCUCCGCUUCGCCGUCCUACUCGCCGCUAUCCGUGGACUCUUCAAAUGUCAGCUCGAGCAGCUCCAGUUCCAGUUCGCAGUCAAGCUUCACCACCUCCAGUUCGAACAAGGGACGCAAACGAUCCAGUCUGAAGGAUCCAGGCUUGUUGAUCUCCUCCAGCAGCGUUUAUCUGCCGGGAGUCAAUAACAAAGUGACGCAUAGCUCCAUGAUGAGCAAAAAGAGUCGUGGCAAGAAGGUGGUUGGCACCUCGUCUGGCAAUACAUCUCCGAUAUCGUCUGGCCAGGAUGUGGAUGCCAUGGAUCGUAAUUGGCAGCGGCGCAGUGGUGGAAUUGCCACUAGCACAAGCUCCAACAGCAGUGUCCAUCGGAAGGACUUUGUUUUGGGCUUUGAUGAGGCCGAUACGAUCGAGAAGCGCAAUCAGCACAAUGAUAUGGAGCGUCAGCGACGCAUUGGACUCAAGAACCUCUUUGAGGCUCUAAAGAAACAGAUUCCCACAAUUAGGGACAAGGAGCGGGCUCCCAAGGUAAAUAUCCUGCGAGAGGCGGCCAAGCUAUGCAUCCAGCUGACCCAGGAGGAGAAGGAGCUUAGUAUGCAGCGCCAGCUUUUGUCGCUGCAGCUGAAGCAACGUCAGGACACUCUGGCCAGUUACCAAAUGGAGUUGAACGAAUCGCGCUCGGUUAGUGGAUAGUGUUGUCUCAUACUAUCGGCUUAAAGCGGCGGCGUAGGGCUAGGAUAACCCCCAAUGUAUAUGCAAGAUUUGUAUAUCCUCCUACUUUUUUUUUUUUGCAAUUUACUUUGAUUUAGCUUCGAUCCUUUCUUGACAUUAAGCCCUAAAUAUGAUUUUUUUCUGGAGAACUUCAAUAUCAGUUAGUAGGUUAUGUUUAACGAUUUGCUUGCGCUUUUUCCGCUUUUUUUUUUGUUUUUUUACCAUACCAUACCAUACCAUACAAGGGGUUAGAGUUUACGAGUGAUUUAACAAAUUUGAUUUCUUCAAUGUGAUAUAUAUAUGAUUUUCUUUCCGCGCGAUUUGAUUUGGUAGGGAAAGGUUAACGAAAGCGGUUUUAUGAAAUCAAUUUGAAGUGUUUUUUUUUCGCUGCAUAUAUUACAAUAUACACGUAUGGAUUAGAUUUAAUUAACAAUUAGCGGUCUGUAUAUAACAUAUGAAGUAGAAUAUCUUAAUUAUUUUUUUGAAUUAGUUACUUAACCAUGAAGUAAACAAAAAGGAAAACAUUUAAAAAACACAAAAAAUGAGGACAAAGAACCAAACAUUGAAAAGUGAAAGGAAUAGUUAGAAAUGACAGACCUAGCGGAGAAACGAAACACAAAAAAAAAAAAAAAAGAAACUGAAGGGAAAAACACAAAAGGAGAGAACAAAAACAAAAAAAAGAAAAACGGAUACGGAAAACAGACAAAAGUUACAACGAAGGAGCCACAAAGAGGAGAUAGAGCACACAAAGUUGGGAGCGAGAACGAUGAGAUAUAUACUUAUAUAACAUCUAUAUAUCUAUAUAUCUAUAUAUAUAUAUAGAAAUUAGUAUAGCUUAAAGUAGAACUUUUGGUUUCGUACCCCAAAGGCAAAAUGCGAAAUGAGCCGGCUUCAAAUAGUUCCGAACUUCUUGACGAAGCAACAUGGAACACGAUGAUUUAAUUCGACCUUGGUUCGCUAGUUUAUUAACAAAAUUACCUAUUUAAACCAUGGACAUGUUUUUAACAUGCGCUUUUUUUUUUUGGGUCCUAUAUUCUUAGAGACGCAUCCUUGGAGGAGAAAAGAAACCCAAAAUGUAUCUGCAUGCAUCUUGCAUGCACACAAUUCAAUGCUUUUGCUUAGAACCCCAACUCCCCCCCCCCCUUGCUAUAACCCGUAUAUAUAUAUUAUAUACUAUGUGUAUAUGGAUUAUAUACAUCUGUUGGACGACGCGAAGAUGAAAGAGAAACGCUUUUUAUAUAUACACCCGAAAACAAAAAAAAACUUGAACUCUACUGCCUAUAUUGAGAAAAUACAUUUAAUUUGCUAUGAAGAUUCAAUUAUGAAUAUAGUUAUAUAUACGUGUGUAUAUAUAUAGAAACCUUUUUACAAUCAUAUUAUCAUAUUUCUUUUUUUUUUUUUUUGCAACACCUAGGGAUACAUAGAUAUAUAUAUUUUUUAACUGAUAACUAUGCAUAUGAAAUGCGCAAAACUUAACGAAAACAAAACGGAAUUAAGGAAACAUUAAACUAUAUAAUAGUGCUAAGCCGCGCCUAACCUCUCGAGAUAUAUAUAGUUAGGAUGAGAGAUAGGAAGAGUGUAGAAAUUGGCUGCAAAGUUUGUGAUUGGAGUUAAGAGAGGAGAGACCCAGAGAGAGAUAUAUACACCCACGACCCAAGACCCAAGAAAACUCAAACUUUUGUGAGCUGUUUAACUGUCGAUUUUUUGCUAAUAAGUUAUAGCCUUCCGGCGAUAUGUUAUAUAUAUAUAUAUGUUAUAACGAUUCUACCAAUUGUUUACACGCAUCUAAGUAUCAACUAAACUAAAAACUACUACUAAACUAAUGGACAUGAAGCAUAAGGCAAAUGCAAAUGAAGUUAAAAACAAAAAAGAACCGCAUGCGAAAUAUGUAGAAAAACACACGAACGGGAUUCUAAAGAAAUGUCAACUGUUAUUUAGGUUUAGGCACAUACAAAUAAAAAAAAACCCAUGAUAUAUAUGGAUAUUCGAUAAAUAUAUAUGAUGACCAGAAUUUGAAUGAGAUCGGGGGAGGUUAUAUAGCUAGCUAGCUAUAUACAUAUAAAGCAAGAAAAUUUCUAUAGUGUAGGGCGCGAGACGUUUCAACGAAAAUUUUUUUCUAUGUGAGUUCUAGGCUAAUGCUGCCUACUAAACCUAUACCCAGAUAUACAUAUAAUUCUUAUAUUUUUGUUUACCUAGUAGCUUAACGUUCGAACACAUGAAAUAUUUUUUACCUUAUACAUUUCUUUAAGUACGCCGCCGCAAAAACUUUUGAAAAACUACCUACUUAACUCUUCAUUUUUGUAAUAAAAAGAAAAAAAAACAACAAACAAACAACAACAACUAUAAAACAAUUGUUAAAUGGAAAAUAAUGAUAUAUAUCUAUCUACGUGGACAAACAAUUAAAGAGUAUAUUUUUUGUAUUGUUUCGACCAAAAAAUGUGUACACACUGUAAAUAGCAAUCUCGUUAAAUAAUAGUUACACACGCCUACAAAAUAGCGAACCCAAAACCCAAGAAAUGGAAUUAUUUUUAUAGAAAACAAAAAAACCCGGAGAGAAAACACAAAGCAAUAGACUUAAGCGAAUUGUACAACGCGAAACGAAAACAAAACUUCAAUAAACCAACAAAAACACACACACUUAUAUAUAUAUACAUAUAUAUAUGUAUAUAUACAUAUACAAAACCACACACGAAUGCACCUAUUUUCCUAUAGUACAUACAACCAGAAAUAGUUAAACGAAAAAACCAUGUUUUCUUUCAAUAAUUUCAACAAACAAAACCGUACAAAUUUACAAGAAACAAAAAUACGAAAAGCAAACCUUUUCUUUGUUUGGUCCUUUUAUUAAUUUAUUAACGAAACAACAAAUUCAAGUGAAAGGGCAUUUUUAAACAUAAUUUUUCAUUGUAAAAAAAACAAAAUAUAUACACUAAAACUAUGACCAAAACCAAAAUCCUCGCAAACAAAACAAAAAAAUAUUAAAUUUUUUUCUUUUAAAAUAUAUUUAUAACAAAAAACAAAACAAAAGUUUUUAAGUUUAAAUAUAUUUUUAUGAUUAUCAAAUUUUUUAUAUUAUAUACACACACACAAACUACUAUUUGAAUUAGUUGUUAAAAAAUUUAUAUUAUUAAAACAACACAUUAUUUGAAGACAAAUAACAUAAAAAAAAAACUAUGUAAAAAAAAAUCUGAAAAACUCAUGAAAUGAAAGCAAAAAACUGUUAAAGCCGUACGGAAAAUAUGAAACUAUAGACGAACAUGCUUGAAUUAUUACAUGUAUAUUUAAAUUAAUUUUUUUUUUUAGUCAUAAACGUAUGCAAAAAACGUAUACGUUUAUGGCUAUGCAUUUGAAAUCCCUAUUUUUGAUUUGAUGACAAAAGAAGAUAUGAAAAUUCUGUUUACUUUGGUUAUUGCUUAUUAAAUAUGUGUAAAAAUUGCAAAAUAAUAUAGAUAUAUCUGGCAAAACAAGCUAAACAACUAUAUUAAUAUAUUAUCUAAUAAAUUUUAACUCGUUAUGUAGUUACCUAUUAAUGAAAAACAAAUUAAAAGCAAAAAAAAUGAGAAAAGUAAACACAAUAAAUUACAUUUUAUGUACCUUCUACAUAUAUAAACUAAAUAUAUUACACAGAACACACACACUUAUAUAUAAACACACACACACACACACACACUACUAUAUAUAGAAACCGUUUAAAUAUUUUUUUUUUCAAAAUUUCUGAUAAUGGAAUUAUAUAUACAUUAUACAAUAAAAAUACUUCACCAACAAAUUACUUUUGAUUUUGUUUUUAUUUUUACGCUUGAUUCCUUUUCGUUUAAUAUAUGGAUGCAAUUAUUGAAGCUUCCCAGAUCUUUCAAUUGGCACAAGGAUUUCCUCUUGUUAUUUGCGUUUUCGUAUUCGAAUAUUCAAAUAUUCGAAUAUGCAAUUUUGUUGCACAUUUUUUCUGGACGCCCUGUUUUAUUUUAUUUACUUUCAGCGACUUUCAAAACCCCAAGUGUGUUUCAUCCGAGUUGUUUAUAUUUGUUUUACUUUAGAAAAUCGUAUUGUGUCUCACAAUAAGCUGGCUAAAAAAAAACAGCUUUUCCUUUUUUGGAAUUUGGUACUAUCCAACUUGUGCUUCACUUUCAUUUUCCAACCGCGCCGAGUAUCAAAUUCGCAGUGAAUCAUUCGAGUGAGUAAGUGAUUCACAUUUGUGGGUGGUGGGAAAAUUGCUUUUGUCGCCGUUUCUAAUCUAGCAGUUCAACGUAUUUUUUCUCGUUGCCUGGUUGCGCUGCCUCGCUCAUUUGCCCACCAGACAAAUUAAGUUAAUUCAAUAAGAGUUGUUGCUCACUAUUGUUGUUGUUGUUUUACCGGCAAAUUUUUUGUUUUUAAUGAAAUCAAAGCGACAACAACGACAGCCGAGAAGCCGGUUGGGAUACAGUCAGCGACAUGACGACAAUAACAACGAUCACAACGAUAGCCAUAUAAUAUAACAUUUUAUUUAUAUGUACGUGUUUUGUUUUCGUUGAUUUUUGCUGGUUUAUUAUUUUACUACAAUCAUUCAGUUACGGUUUCGUUGGUUGAAUUUUUUUCUUUUAAUUUUUACUCGAAACUUUCGGAAGAAACCAAAACGAAAUAGGCGAUGCUCUUAUUUGAAUGUACAAUAUAUUAUUUAAACAGUGUGUGUUGUAUAGUGUUUUAUGCGUGUUCUAUGAAAAGUGUUGUUAAUUGUUUGGAUAUAUUUUUUAAGCAUCACAUAAAGUUUUCUGUUGGGUCGUUUAAGUUUAAAAGUUUAAAAUGGAGAGCUAAAACAGAUGAAUUAAACUUAAUUUGCAGUUUAUUAUGACAGUGGGGAUACCGCGUUAAAUAGAAAGGGUACACGAAUGGCAGAAGUAGCCGGCAAAUUCACACACACACACACACACACAGCGGGCCAAGCAAAACAGAGACAACGAAAUUGGGGUGCACAAUUGUUUAACUGCAAAAAAAAAAAAAGCAGCAACGAAAUAGCCGGCAACGAAUUUUUUUUCUUUAUUUUUUACACUCUGACCGCGGUCGAUCGCUUUAUUGGGUGAAGGUCACGCCGGCUGCCUUUUGUUUUUAUUUUUUUAUUUUUUUUUGUUUGCUGCCACUUCUGUUUAUCUUCAUACAUUGUGUAUUUAGUCUAUUCAGGAAAUUUUAGAUAAUAUUUUUUUUAGCUGCCUUAAGUAAAUUUGAGUGAAAUUUAACAUAAAUUUCAGUAACUAUUUGAAUUAAAAAUUCGUUUUAUAUAUGAUUCAUUUUUUUGUAGAAUUUUAAUUGUUAGAUUUAGGUUCGUGAAACGUUGUUUUUAUUUAGUUAAUUAAUUAAAAAUUAAAAAAAGUAUAUUAUUAUUUGUACAAUAGUAAGACAAAAAAGUCAUGUUUCUCUUACCUUCAAAGAAACAUAAUAAUUAGGUCCAUUAUGAUAAUUGAAUAGUUGUACAGCUUAAAAUAUUAUUUAUGGCACGAUCAAAGCCGCUAAAAUCAUAUUUAAUAUUAAGAAGUAUAGUGUACCAAAUUUGCAUUUUACAAGAUUAAUCAAGGUGUAAAUAGUAAUAUAACUUCUAUAUUUUUUGCUUUGCAAUUAUUUAUUGUAUAAGUGUAUAACUUUUUACUGUUUAUUUGUUACAUAUAUUUCCUAGUUUUAUUUGAGAUCUGAUAUUUUGCUAGAUUUCAAGGUCGUUUCACACUCACACAUAUGCACACGCUCCUACAUAGACAUACACACACACAUGAAGAAAGGUCAUGCAGAAUCAAAAGUACAAAAUAGUCAUAGAAACAUGGGUGUAAAUAGUAAAAAAAAGGGGAAACUGAUUUGAUUCAAAAAGCACAGUAAAUCCCAGAAGAUAAUAAAAACACAGAAAUCUGCUUACAUAGACAGCUUUAACCAUAAAACCAAAAACACAUGACAGGCUUCAAUAGUUUAACUACAAAAAAAAAUAAAAAUAAAACAAACAAAUGUUUUGUAAAUUUUGUAUUUUUUCGAAAAUAUUUAAUAAAUGUGUUUUACAUGCAUAUUUAUACAUACAAUAUAUAUAAUAUAUAUAUAUAUAUAUAAUGAAAGAAUAACAAUAUAAUGAUAAACUACCAAUUAUUUGAAAUCAAAUAUAUUCUAUAUUAUAUAUUAUAUACGCGAUAUACUUAUACAUUAUUCAAUUAUAUAUUUAUUUAGAAAGCAACUACAAACAAAUUAUUUAUAUUAUCUAAAUAGAACAUUAACAAAUUUGUAUGAAAGCGAGGCGUAUACGUAAUGAAACAAGAAAAAAUAAUAAGACGAAAGGAAGAGCUUAAGAAACCGAACACUUUUGUAAGUAAAUAUUGAAUAGAAAAUAAAGGAUAUGUGCAAAUGCGGAGAAAGUUGAAUAAAGAAAACG